Alternaria conjuncta is the source of this 1230-nucleotide messenger RNA. RefSeq lists its product as uncharacterized. NCBI's taxonomy places the organism in Eukaryota, Fungi, Ascomycota, Dothideomycetes, Pleosporales, Pleosporaceae. The transcript has 2 exons. The coding region runs from base 1 to 1230 and encodes 409 amino acids. Gene Ontology annotation, molecular function: FAD binding. The record is from RefSeq and is a predicted model, not a curated record.
AUGGGUAGCGUCGACACCAGCCUGAAGGUCAUCGUCAUCGGCGCCGGCCCCGCCGGUUGCGCGCUCGCCCACGGCCUCAAGAAAGCAGGCAUCUCCUUCAACAUCUACGACAAAGGCGCCGACGUGUACCGCCAUCGUCACUGGGCCUUCACAUUAGGCUGGGCACGACCCUACCUCUUCGACCUCAUCCCCGAAGAGCUCAGCGCGCAGAUCAACUCAUGUCAAGUCGACCCGUACGUCGAUUGCGCCGCGCUCGGCGAAGAUAGGAUUGUUAUAUAUAAUGGUCAGACAAGAGAGGAGGCGUUCGCAUUUCCGAUACCGCAAGCGCGCGAGAUUAAUAUUAGAAGGUUGCGCAUGUUGUUAGCGGAACAGUUGGAUGUUAAGUACAGCAAGAGUUUCUCGCACUACGAAACGACGGAAAGUGGCGGAGUGAAGGUACACUUCGAAGACGGCUCGACCGACGAGGGCGACAUUGUCAUUGGCAUUGAUGGCGCCAUGUCAAAAGUGCGCCGCUGUCUCCUCCCCCACUCCGGCACCAUGGACACCCUCCCCUUCGCCCUAAUGAACUUCAACGCUUCCUACACCGCCUCCCAAGCCCUCUUCAUCAAAGAACACCUCCACCCCCUCGUCGACAUCGCGAUCCACCCCCAAGGCCACUACAUCCGCGCAAAUGUGCUGGAUAUGCCCGAUGAGAAAGACGCGAGUACCUGGACGUUUCAGAUCCUGUCUACGUGGCCGCUGAAGUACGUUGAAGAUCACGAUAACGAAGACGGCCGGUUGGAAAGGCUUAAAGCGCAUGUGAAGCGCGAUGGAUGGGCGGAACCGUAUAAAAGUGCUAUUGAAUGGAUACCAGAGGAUACACCGGUGCUGCGCGAUCAGCUCAAGAUAUGGAAGACGGUUCCGUGGGAUAAUCACGACGGGAGGGUUACGCUGUGUGGCGACGCAGCCCACGCCAUGACAUUUCACCGUGGGCAGGGUGCUAAUAACGCGUUCUACUCUGCGCAUUGCCUUGUUGAAGCGUUGAAGAGCGUGGCAAAUGGGAGUGCGAGUUUGAAAGAGGCGGUCACAAGUUACGAUGAGAGUAUCUGGAAAAGAGGCGCGAAUGAAGUGCAGAUUAGCAAGGCGCAGACGUUUUUCACGCAUGAUGGGUUGGAGGAGUUUGUUAAUAGUCCGGUUAUGCGGUUGGGGACGAAACCUAGUCAUGCUGCGAGGACGGAGGGGUAUCAGUAG